GUUUCCCAAACAAUGGUGGAGAGUUUUUCUGGGUCUGCCACUUCCUCGUUUACAAAAACUUUCACUCAACGACUAAACUCUGUUACUGGAAAAGUAGUUGGUAAUUUACUGGAGAGGUAUGAAACCCAAUGUUUCUUUGUCAAUCAGCAGCAUGAACAUGAUCUGAAAUCUGCCAUUGAAUGUAAGAAAAGCACUUUGUCUGAGGAAGAAAUAAAUGAGCUCAAGUGCUAUGCUAAUACUGUAACUGAUGAACAAAAGCCAGCAACAGCUUUAGAAUUUCAUGUACUCACAAAGAGUAACUUACUGGAGGGAAAAGGAAUUUGCUUAAGUGUUGUAGAUAAUAAAGGAAACCAUCUCGGAGAGGAGACUUACCCAGGAACUGACCCAGAAGCUGGUACUAUUAAACUUGUGCUAACAAAAACACCUCAGACUUCUCCAGGAAAAAGAGGAAUAUGGAGUAAACUGAUUCAAUGGGCCAUAGGUAAAGACACACCUGUCAGUGGCCACAUUGAUAUUAUACGACCUGAACGGCUCUCGGGAAAUUGUGAACUCCACAAAUCAGAACUGUCUGUUUCAUGCUGUCAUCCAAGCAACAACUAAAGACCCAAAUGAUGUUGUACAACAAAAAGCUAUAGAACUCAGGAGCAAAGUCAGUCAGGAGAUUCUAGCCAAACCAUACAAAUACGUUGAGGCUGUGAAGAUUCAGAAUAUGUUCAACAGGACAAACAGCUCCAAUAAAUUUAAAAUCGAAGCUGGAAUAAGGAAAGGAGACCAAAAGAAGUUUGAAAGGUUUAUCGAAGGCAUGACUCCAGAGGAAAUUAUUAAUGCUUACCACUUGGGAAAAGUGGCAGAAUAUAAAAUCCUUUUGGGCAUGCGCAAACCCACUCCAGGAGUCGUCGAAGCAGACCACAUUCUACCAAAGAGUAGUUUAAAAAAACUUAUAGAUCCAGAAAUGGUGACAUCACUUGAAACCAAUAACAAGGCAGCCUAUGAUUUAGUGAUGAGCAUGAGAGAGGACCAGAAUGGAAGAAAGCAGCUCUGCAUGAACACGCUCUACUCGGAUCAUCGACGUGCCCUGACCAGCGGCAACAGUUAUGAAGCCAGAGCAUGCAGAGAUUUGCUGACAAACACCUUAGCAAGUGGAGACAUGGAGAAAGUGCUGAAGCAGGCAUUCAUACUGGCUCACCCGAAAUGUUCAGAGCACAUCCGGAAUAGUCUCGAAAUACAACCUAAAUUUAAAUCCAAGAAUUCUGAACUGUCUGACUGUCACAAAUAUUACAAGGGUGGUUAUGACCAAUAUGUAAGUGAAUGCAGGAAGAAGAAGCUGAUUGACCAAAACCAAACAAAUGACCUGAAGGACUGGGUGAAAGAAGAGAAAUAUUUGGACACAUCUGCAGUGGAGUAUAAAGAAAUUGAAAAAGUUAAACAAUGCCAAGGAUGAUAAAGCUUUAAAAAUGAAAAACGCUAAAGAAAAGAAAGACAAAUGAAGAAACACAAACCACAUGAGGCCAAAUUAUCAGCAUGUG
Tachysurus fulvidraco (yellow catfish) is the source of this 1526-nucleotide messenger RNA. RefSeq lists its product as uncharacterized. The record is from RefSeq and is a predicted model, not a curated record. The transcript is spliced from 6 exons. NCBI's taxonomy places the organism in Eukaryota, Metazoa, Chordata, Actinopteri, Siluriformes, Bagridae. Bases 710 to 1441 code for a protein of 243 amino acids.